Cladocopium goreaui is the source of this 769-nucleotide messenger RNA. NCBI's taxonomy places the organism in Eukaryota, Dinophyceae, Suessiales, Symbiodiniaceae. The record is from the annotation of a GenBank genome assembly.
GUAUUGGGAGAUGGCGCUGAAUGCCACCAAGGCGGACUUCCCCUUCGACACCUGGAGGGCCAACCUCUCAGGUUCUUACUCCAAGGCCAUCACAAACUUCAAAUCCUUCGCGGGGGAGGGCAAUCUCCUCUUUGACGCACAGCAACACGCAGAUGCUGGAACCCGCGAAGUGCUGAACGAAGCCAUGGCGCCGCGGAAGGCCACGGUGCUGCGACGGAUGAGUUCCACCGCGAGGUGGCUCAUCUAGGUGGCUCAUCAGAUGCGUAUUUUGGACAUCGACGAGGACGCGGAGUUCCUGACGCAGCCGGUGAGCGACGACCGCACUCACGAGCUGAUGAGGGAAGCGAUCUUCCAGGGUCAAAUGAAGGGCAAGGUGAAGGAUGCGGAGCAACUGCAGAGUCAGAUCUGCCAGGCUGAUCAACGGCUGACGGAGCGCAGCCACAUGACGCAGUGGCUGAUGAAGCCCUUCGCGCGGGGCCUCUGUCUGCGCAUCCACGUGGUGAUUGCGCUGGGCUACAUCUUCUCUCCCGUGGGUGAAACCCUGCUGAAGAGCAUGGACGUGCGUGCACGGUCCAAUACCUUGGCCAGUGAACACGCCUUGUGGAUCACUUUCUACAUGGGGGCUGGGUGUGGCUGCUUGCUGUGGCUCUUCCUCUCACGUGGCAUUCCGCCCAAUCUUCUGAUGGCCAGCUCGCAGUUGCUGAACAUCAUCUUCUUCGUCUUGGUGCCAUCGCUGCCAGGACGGCAACGUGGUGAGUAUGGCUUCCAG